Messenger RNA from Striga hermonthica, 1569 nucleotides. NCBI's taxonomy places the organism in Eukaryota, Viridiplantae, Streptophyta, Magnoliopsida, Lamiales, Orobanchaceae. The record is from the annotation of a GenBank genome assembly.
AUGGCUGAACCUGAACCACACGCGCCGCCGAAGGGCCUCAACAGGCCGUGUAUUCUCCUCAUUACAAUUUCUGGGAUGGAGAGGUUUGCGUUCAAAGGGGUGGCGUCAAAUCUGGUGACGUACCUGACUGACGUCAUGGGGAUGAGCAACUCGUCCGCCGCCAAAUUCGUCAGCAGCUGGGUAGGGUUCACGUCGAUGUUGCCGCUGGUUAUAGCGACUCUUGCGGAUUCUUACUGGGACCGACACAACACGAUUUUAGCAUCUUCAGUGUUAUAUUCUGCGGGGCUAUUAGCUCUAACUUCGACAGCCAUUCGGCACAAUACCCAUUCGGUCUCGUCUCUAUCGUGGUCCCUCUACAUGAUUUCCCUAGGCCAGGCUGGCUACAACCCUUCCCUUCAGGCUUUCGGUGCCGACCAGCUCGAAAAAAACGAGGAUAAUGGAGAUAUUUUGCCGGUUUCUAACACGUUAGACGAGGAUAGGACAAAAGGCAGUGACUCAGAUAGAAAAAGCAAGUUCUUCCAGUGGUGGUAUUUCGGCAUAUGUUGUGGGAGCUUGUUGGGAGUCUCGGUUAUGUCAUACGUUCAGGACAACCUCGGAUGGGGGAUUGGAUUUGCUAUCCCCACUCUCUCCAUGCUCGUGUCGAUAGUUCUGUUCUUGUGCGGGAACAGAUUGUACGUUCGGAGGCGGAGUGGAAUUACUAACGCCAGGUCGUUCGAGGAUGUCAUGCGAGCGGUCAAGGCGGCCUUGUCGAAGGUGGUCAAGGGUGGUGGGACCCGCCAGCCUGGCGACGGCGACUAUGCCAUAGUCGAGUUGGAGCUCCAGGAGAAGGCAGCCCUUUGCGACCUGGACCAACCCGACCCGGCCCGCUUACCCCUUAUCGAGGCCUUGCGGGCCGUGCUCCGACUUCUCCCGAUUUGGACGACCCUCCUCGUAUUCGCCAUCGUUUUCCAGCAACCGGCCACUUUCUUCACGAAGCAAGGCUCGACCAUGAACCGAGCAAUCGGCUCGACCCGCUUCGAAAUUCCCCCUGCCGCCCUUCAAGGCUCGAUUACCAUCUCGAUCAUACUUCUCAUGCCGCUCUAUGAUCGGGCCUUCAUUCCCCUUAUUCGGGCCCUCACGCGCGACCCGAACAGCGGGGUCUCGGUCGAGCGGAGGAUCGGGAUAGGCAUGUUCCUAUCCGUGGUUGCGAUGAUUGUUGCCGCAAUAACCGAGCGAAAACGCCAGCUCGCCGGAAAUAACUUGCCGAGCAUAUUCUGGCUUCUGCCGCAAUACGUGCUUUUGGGAAUUUCAGACAUAUUCACAGUUGUUGGGAUGCAGGAGUUUUUCUACUCCGAGGUGCCGCCCAAUAUGCGUACGAUGGGGAUUGCGCUCUACACGAGCGUUUUUGGGGUCGGGGGCUUCUUGAGCGCGUUGCUCAUAUCAGUGAUCGAGAGGCUCACGACUGACUGGUUCGUGGAUGACAUGGCAAAGGCGCGGCUCGACAAGUACUAUUGGUUUCUAGCAGGCUCGAGUGCAGUUAGCUUGUUGGUGUUUGUAGGGCUUCGCAGGUUGUUUAGGGGUACAGCUUAG